Messenger RNA from Paraphaeosphaeria sporulosa, 789 nucleotides. RefSeq lists its product as uncharacterized. NCBI's taxonomy places the organism in Eukaryota, Fungi, Ascomycota, Dothideomycetes, Pleosporales, Didymosphaeriaceae. The transcript has a single exon. Bases 1 to 789 code for a protein of 262 amino acids. The record is from RefSeq and is a predicted model, not a curated record.
AUGCCAUGCGUUGCGAGCGCUCUGCACGCGCCCAGUCGCGCUGGCGGCAAGAUGUGGACGGCGAGCAGCCAUGCUCGCGAUGCGCCGGGGGGUGGAUGCGCUGUCGGUCCCGCAAUGUCUGUGCGGAUUGGCGACUGGAAAAAUGUUGACGGCGGAUGCCAAAGAGGCGGUCAGACAGGGAUUCGCGCCAUCCGACGUCUGCCCGCCGCUCGCAGCCUCGUGGUGCACGGCAUUGCACCAGCUCAUCGAGGCGUCCUAACUGUGCUUCCAUUGCCGACCCUCCAUUACGGCGGGCACCUCCACAGAACCAACACACAGCGUGCGAGGGGCGAGCGCGUCCGGGCCGUGCCUGACAAAUGGCUUGACAACUGGCACUGCAGCACGGCGGCGGCAUCCGUAACGACCGGACCCUGCAUCUGCAUACCCGCCCGCUGCCAGCCAAACGGUAGAAUUCGCGUGCUUGUGCAACCUCGUGAGUUGCAGCCACAGCUCCACAUUUCGAGCUUCAUGCAGAUCGCAUCAUGGGCCACGGCGCACGCCAUGUCGCGUCGACUCGCAAAGCUGUUCGCAGCAUGCAAACUCUUCGUUGACCUGGUGAAUCGCGCGGCGCUCAGUGCAGUUGCUGGUGCGUCCUUUUCGGAUGCCCGAAGAGCGCCGAUGAGGCGUCAGGGCGAGUCGAAGUGCGCAUUUGGCGCGGCGGGAGUGGUCCGCACUGGGUUCUUCGCAGGGCUGUCGAAUAAUACACAUGUGAUUUCGCGGGGCAAGAUGGAGCCAGUUGCCAUCCGCUGA